Molecule: messenger RNA, 2395 nt
Organism: Pyrus x bretschneideri (Chinese white pear)
Lineage: Eukaryota; Viridiplantae; Streptophyta; Magnoliopsida; Rosales; Rosaceae
Product: receptor-like protein 4
Exons: 9
Coding region: 74-1957 (627 amino acids)
Molecular function (GO): protein binding
Source: RefSeq, a predicted model, not a curated record
CCCUCCAAAUUUAUCCCCUCAAUCCGGCAUCGUGCCCUAACACUCCUUCCCCGCUCCUUCCAAAAACAAAAACAUGACCGCCGUCGUCUUCCUGCUCCUCUCCCUCUUCUUCUCCUCCUCUUCCUCCGCUUCUCCACCGCCUUAUCCCUACGAUGGAGUCGCCUACCACAUAGACUCCGGCAGCACCACCGACCAAACCGACCCAUUCAACACCACCUGGCUCGCCGAUCGCUUUUUCACAGGCGGCGCAUCCGCCAUCGUCUCCGAGCCCCUCCAAUUCCACCACCCCCAGGAGCAGACCCUCCGCUACUUCCCUUUAUCUUCCGGCAAAAAGAACUGCUAUAUAAUCCCCAAUUUGCCCUCCGGCCGCUACUACAUCCGCACCUUCACCGUCUACGACAACUACGACGGCAAGGCACACUCCCCCUCCUUCGACGUCUCCGUCGAGGGCACCGUGGUCUUUUCCUGGCGCUCCCCGUGGCCCGAGGACCUCGCCCGCACCGGAGCCUACUCGGAUCUCUUCGCUUUCGUCUCCGACUCAGACGCCGAUGUCUGCUUCUAUAGCAUUGCCACCGACCCUCCCGUCAUUGGAUCGCUCCAGCUCAUCCGGGUUGACCCGGAUUCCUACGACGCCGUUACCCUCGGCAAAGACUACAUUCUCGUCAACUACGGCCGUUUCACCUGCGGCUCCGAUCAGUUUGGCCCAGGCUUCAGCAACGACACCGACCUCUUCGGCCGCUCAUGGCAAAGCGACAAGGAUUUCCGAUCCACCAGCGACGAAUCCACCGUCCGAUCCAUCACCACCAGAAACACCAUUGCCAACACCGACCAGGGCCCUAACUAUUUUCCGAUGAAAUUGUACCAAUCGGCGGCGGUCGUCGGCGGCAAAGCCCUGGAGUACGAAUUGCAGGUGGACGCGAAGCUCGAUUACUUGUUGUGGUUCCAUUUCGCGGAGAUCGAUUCGAGCGUGACGAGGGCGGGGCAGAGAGUGUUCGACAUUCUCAUCGAUGGCAAGAAUGUGAAGCGAAUUGACAUAUUCAAGGAGGUGGGGAGCUUCGCGGCAUAUUCAUGGAAUUACACAGUGAAGAACUUGAGUAGUAAUGCUCUGAGUGUGAAGCUUCAGAAUGUCGUCGGCGCGGUGUUGAUCAGCGGGCUCGAAAACUACGCUCUGGUUCCUGCUGAUGUUUCCACUGUUCCAGAACAAGUGGUUGCUAUGAAAGCGUUGAAGGAAUCGCUUCGAGUUCCCGAUAGGAUGGGGUGGAAUGGUGAUCCAUGUGCUCCGUCCAAUUGGGUUACUUGGGAAGGAGUUUCGUGCCAGCAAAAUAAGAAUGGAACUGCCCUCGUCAUAUCUGGAAUUGAUCUUGGAAGUCAAGGAUUGAAAGGGUUUAUCAGUGACCAGAUUAGUCUCUUGUCGAACUUGUUAAGCCUGAACUUAAGCUCCAAUUCUUUGGAGGGCGUAUUACCAUCUGGGCUGGGCCAAAAAACUCUCCAUAGGCUGGAUUUGUCGAACAAUCAAUUUACUGGACCUAUACCGCAGAGUUUAGCGACUUCAAAUCUCCAGCUUGUGUUACUGAACAAUAACUUAUUGGAAGGCCAAGUUCCAGAGGAGCUCUAUUCUAUUGGUGUGCAUGGUGGAGCAAUUGAUCUUUAUGGUAACAAGGGUUUGUGCGGUGUACCAUCUUUGCCCGAUUGUCCUCUGUUUUGGGAAAAUGGAGGCUUAUCUAAGAAGGGUAAAAUUGCGAUAGCCGUAUCCUGUGUUCUUGUUUUUUGUCUGGUCAUGUUGGCAUUGUACAUAUUCUGCAUCCGAAGGCGUAGGAAUGAUUACGACUUUGGCCUACCGCAAGACUUAAUGUCACUUUCUGCUAAGAGAAACAGGUAUCAAAGACAGAAGUCCCUGAUGCUUCUUGAGAUGGAGAGCCAACAUGCCAAGGCAUUAACACCAUUUACUCCCCAAUAACGGCGACGCAGAGUUCUCUAUAGGAAUGUAGCAGUGUUAACAUUUCACUCGCGAAGAAGAUAUACGAUGGGGAACGUGAUUCUGUUUGUACAAAAUUACAAAAUUUUCAAUUCUGAUUUGGACAGCGCCCCAUCCCUGCUUCACAAGUUGGCCUCAUGUUUAUUGCAUAUGUUGGAACAAUUUUUUCAGGCACGAGGUCCUCCCGAAGCCGGUCUGCAGUACAACCUAUCGGAAAUUUUGAUUGUCGAAAGAAGCGCGCAAGUCCGGAGCCAUUAUACCGAAGUUUACGUGUUUAUAUUUAUAGUCGAAACUGGGGUCUCUUCCAAUUCUUUCCCCAAAUUAUAUAUCACUGAUUUUUAGUCAGAUUAGUGUUUCCCUGCAGAUAUGUGUACUUUUACUGUAGAGGAUUUUGAUAGAUAAUAUGCUAAUUUAAGUUUC